AUGUCUACAGAAGAUGAAAAGAAAACCGCACCACCGUCAAUUUUACAUUUUAUAAAUCCAUCUGAUAAAAAAGCGUUACCAUCGAUUCACAAGAAUAUCAUUGAAGAAUCAUCUGUCGAUAGUAGCAAAAUGGACUCAUCAUCUGUUCAUGAUAGUAACACUGAAAUAACAACUGAAAAUAAUAGUGGAGACCAGCCAAUAAAGAAAGUUAGUCAUUCACGUCGUGUUCAUUUUCCAAUAGAGGAUACUGAAUUACGUUUGAUAUCAUAUACACCUCAACCAUAUGCUAGACAACCACUUUUAUCACUUGGUGUUAUUCUACAACGUUAUCGUGCUGCAUGUCAACGUCUACAAAUACGUCCAUUAAAUACAUUAUUAGAUCAAUUAAGUACAAUGGAUGAUGGAAGAACAUCAUUUGCUGAUCGUCUUGAUUGCUUAAAAAUAGUUAAUGAAAAAAUUGAUCUUAAACAUAUUGAUGCUAUUGAAGAAAUUUUAUCACGUUGUCGUUUUCAUACAUUAGAUUUUGAUUCAUCAUCUAUUGAUGAUUCAGCAUUAACACAAUUAUUUGAAGUUCUUGAAUAUUAUGAAUCAUGUACACAUAUAAAUCUAUCUAAUAAUCGUUCAAUUGGUAUGCAAGGUUAUCAAGCAUUAACAAAAUAUCUACGAAAAACAAAUUCUUUAGAAAGACUUGAUAUGAAUACAACACGAUUUGAUGAUAAUAGUAUAAUAAGCUUUACACGUUCAUUACGUUUAUCAACAACAUUAUAUGAAUUACAUGUUGAAUCAUGUUAUAUAAAUGGAAAAAUUUUACAAAAAUUCAUACAAAAUAUACGUACAUGUUCUAGUUUACGAGAACUUUAUCUAUGUGAUAAUCGUCUUCAAGUUCAAGAUUCUUUCUCAAUAAAUGAAUUAAUACGUACAUGUGGUCCAUUUCUAUUCUUACUUGACAUACGUUCAAAUUCUUUACAAGAUGCUGGUAUGUCACAUCUAGCAUCUCAAUUGAGUCAUUAUGAUGAAAAUCAUAAACAUGAAAAUAAUCUACAAAAAUUAAGUAUACAAGCAAAUCAAUUAACUCAACAAGGUGUUGGAUUUCUUGCCAAAGCUUUACUUCAUAAUCGAACAAUACGUUCAUUAAAUUUAAGUCAAAAUAAUAUAACAAAUGAUGGGUUAUUUUUAUUACGUGAUGCUUUAUUAACAAAUCCGACAGUUAAUGAACUGAUAUUACGAAAUUGUCAGUUGACAGAUCAGGCAGCUAUUGCUCUAGCAGAAUAUAUUGCUGAAUCAUCGACAAUACAAUAUAUUGAUUUACGAGAAAAUAAUAUUCAAGCAAGUGGUAUUUGUGGUAUGGCAAUUGCUAUUAAAAAUAAUAAAUCAUUACUUAAACUUGAUUUUGAUCCAAUUCCAUCAACACCAACAAAUUUAAGUUCUCUAUCAUCCAAUAAUAAUAUUGAUCGAAAUACAAAUUCAACUGGCUUUCUUUCAUUAGCAAGUCUUAGAAAAAUGACAACUGCUGGUUUUAGUAGUUUUACUAGUAAUAUACCAUCACAAUCGAAUAUGAGUGGAGCUGGUGGUGGUACAAGAGAAUUACUUGAACAAAAAGCUAGAUGGAUGUAUGAUAUUGCAGCUGUGUGUCAAAGAAAUAUACUUAUUUAUGAAGAAAAAUUACGUUUACUUGAAGAAGAACAAAAUAAGGAAACAUCUUUUAGUUCUAAUAUAACUAAACAAAAAGAAUCAACGAAUAAUGAAUCAAAAGAAGAAACAUUAGAUACAGAUGAAUCGAACGAUAAUGAACAUCCAACAUUAUCUAAUCAAAACAAUAGUGAAGAAAUUGCUGAUCCAAUGGAUGUAUCAAUUAAAACUAUAGAUGAAGUUGAACAAUCAAAAGAUGAUUCAGCUGAUGCUGACAAAGAAAAUAAACAAUCAUUGGACGACGUUGCAAUUAAAGAUGAUGAUGAUAAUAAUACCUUUCAACAAACAAUAAACACUUCAAACAAUGAUCAUGAUCAUCAAGUUGCACAAUCAGUAGCCACUUCCGUUGAUGAAGUUAAACGAUCUGUAGACACUUCAAUUAAUAGUGAUAGUAAUAUUGAACAAACUAUGGGCGUUCCAGCCAGUAAUAAUCAUGAAACUGAACAAUCAAUGACAGAUCCUGUCGAGCUUAUACCAAAUGGGGAUAAUGAAGAAUCUAAUCAAAAUUCAACAUUCCACGAAUCAUCAUCACAUUCUGAUCCCACCGAUGAUACUGUCGAUGAUGAUAAACGAAAAAUACGUCAUUCCGAUAGUCUUUAUUUAUUACGUAAAAAAGUCAAAAAUGAAAAUGAUGAUGAUACAAGUGAUGAUGAAUCACAAUUAUCAUCAAUUCAAGAACAAUAA
Messenger RNA from Adineta steineri, 2373 nucleotides. NCBI's taxonomy places the organism in Eukaryota, Metazoa, Rotifera, Eurotatoria, Adinetida, Adinetidae. The record is from the annotation of a GenBank genome assembly.